Heterostelium album PN500 is the source of this 3720-nucleotide messenger RNA. RefSeq lists its product as uncharacterized. The transcript is spliced from 3 exons. NCBI's taxonomy places the organism in Eukaryota, Evosea, Eumycetozoa, Acytosteliales, Acytosteliaceae. The coding region runs from base 1 to 3720 and encodes 1239 amino acids. The record is from RefSeq and is a predicted model, not a curated record.
AUGAAAUCGAAAUUUAUUUAUUUAUUUGUAAUAUAUUUAAUUUACAAUUUCGCUAAUGUUGUUAAUUCAGCAGAAUGUGGCAGCAAUGCUCCUCCUUUAGAACAAUACCAAAUAGAUAAUCCAAAUCCUUGGUCUCAUUCUCUAUCCUUAAUCGAUUCCAACCGUUUACUGCUUGACUUCGGUGGAGUUGGUCAAUUUAGUCGUGCCGUUGCAGAGAAAAUCUAUUUUAAUAUACCAAGAUCAGUUCAACUAAGAUUCUAUAUCAACGAUAUCUAUGACCUGUUCUUCACUGUCUACGAUUUCAAUGGAGUACCAUGUAAUCAUACCACCUCUAUCAAUUCAACAUUGACACUGCCAAAGAUAGAUAUUGUCCAACCAAAGUGCCUUUACGCCAAUGCCACAAUCACUCCAAUCAAUAAUACCUAUAUCAAUGCUCAAUCAUUCAUCAUCGAAAAUCCCCUUUUCCCAGCGCCAGAAUUUGAAAUGACAGCAUAUACUCCAACUUUCCAAUAUAGAGUUGGUAUGAACGGUGUCUAUUCUCUUAAAUAUGAUACCGGAUAUCCAUCACUUAUUAAUCUACAAGCCCAGAAUGACUUGGUUCCAUUGGUUAAUUACCCAGCAGGUAUACUUGGAAAGAACAAUUCUAUGACCAUCUUGAAUCCACAGAGUUUCACUUCGAUCAAGUUAUACGAUCCACAAGGUGUUGAAGUUGCUCCAACCUCUACAAACACAUACACAAUUGUGAAUUCAAUAACCUAUCAAAUGGUUGCUGUUUCAAAUACAUGUGGAACUCAAGUACUGCCAGUCAAUUCUGACAAUAUUCCAGUUCUUAAAAGUAAUGUCCACUCAUACAAUUGCGAAAGCCGGACUGUCGAUGUUUCCUUUGGAUUCGACUACAAUGUCACUGGAACCGACUAUUCAUUAUCGUAUCUAGGAUAUCCAUAUGUAGCUGAUUCAAUCCUUACACUUGAAGAAUCGUCGAGCGUAACUAUUAAACUCGAUGGCCAAUUCUCGACAAGUUAUUAUUUUUUGAUCUCACCAUUCAUCAGCAAUCUCACAUACACAGUCGAUUCCUAUCCAACUUGUUUCUCUGAUGGAUCGAUUCAAUUCAAUUACGAUGGUGAUAUUUCCAAGGUCAAAGUAGAUGGUGCACCACUCCAAAGUAAAACAAUGCCAUUUUUAUAUGACAAUAUUCAUACUAUUAAACCAUUGUGUGGAUAUAGUUUUACUCUUCGUCACAAUGUCUUUCCACUGUAUUCCGUAGACUCAACAUCAAGCGAUUGUCUUGGAACUUCCAGUAUUGUUAUUACCAACUACAAAUCUUUCCAUGAAUUGAAUCUCACCGAUACAAAACUCAAUAUCAACUAUACAAUCAACUCUGACGGGGUUUUCACAGACGUUAUCAACUCUAACAAUUUGUUACUCAGUUAUAGAAAUUACGCCAAUUGUUCAAUUAUCCAAACCACUCUUAAUUAUAUUAUUAAAAAUGAACCCGAUGUUUCAACAUUUGAUUUCAAAAGACAAAUUCUUACUCCAACAACAUCAUGCCAAGAUAAGGUAUCAGUAAAUUUCGAAAUGGUCAACCAUGGUAUACUUAUUGAUAACGUUACAUUGAAUCUCAAUAUUGGAGAAAUAUAUGCUCAUCAAAUCAAAUAUGGAGCAUGUCCUCCAAUUUCAUACAUCCUUGAAGUCGAUGAUUCAUUAAAUGCAACGACCUACAAAAUAAUUAGACCUGCCAUUUGUAAAGAUUCAUUGGCAUUGGUUCAAUUCGAAUCUGUAGAUCUAUUAAAUUUGGAUAGCUUGUAUGUCGAUGGAUACAAUAAUGGUUUUGAUAGCAACUCAGUAAUUAUCCAAGUUUCAACUGGAAAACACAGAGUCGAACUUAUCUAUUUUAAUGACGAAGGAAGUUGUUUAACCGUGUUGGAAAUCGAUAUUCCAUACACAAAGGAUAUUGAAAUCGCAUACACUGUCACCAAUCAAGAUUCAACCAACUGCAGCUUUGCAACUGGUGCCGUCCAUUUCUCAAAUAUUACCGACUAUUUUUCAUUGGAGUAUGAUGGAAUGAAAGUAGACUCCUCAGGAACAAUGAAUAAUUUCCAAGCAGGUGAUUACUUUUUUGAAUUUAAUCAUACAGUUUGUGGAGUUGGUCAAAUCACAAUUCCAAUCGUUACCGAUGGUCAAGUUAUCCUAGAGGAAAUCUAUCAACCAACCUGUAUUAAUAACCAACAAUCUGAUGGUAUCCAUCGUGUCACUGUAUUUGAUAGAUUAGGAAAUAGAAUUAGAAAUAUCACAACCAAUCCAAGAUAUUCAUUCGAUAAUAUGGGAAUUAUUGCUGGUCUCUAUGAUGAAUAUGAAAAUAGAAUCCAAUACCUCAACUGUGUUUGGAUGAUUAAAGGUGAAAUUCCCUUUGCAGAUAUUGAAAUCACAUAUUCUGAUAUUAAACCGUUUACCUCAUACCCUGGAUCAUUUAAUUUCCAUCUUAGUAGACCUAUUAGAAUUAACACUGCAACUAUUUCUGGAUAUGGAGCUCCAUUUGUUUACCCCAAUCAUAUAGAUUUCGCUUUGCUGCCAGGAAAUCAAAAUCCAGUCCAAAUAAUGUAUAAUGAUUUAUGUCUUCUUUAUAGACCACCACCAAUCAGUCCAGCAGAACCAGAUUUCGGUAUCAAAGUUUUCACAAAAUGUGGGACAAUGGAUAAUUAUGCUCAAUUCCCACAGAGUGUUGUCGAUAACUAUUAUAUUGGUACGGACAAUGGUGUUCCAGAUGAAAAUAAUCUAAUACCGAUGAACAGAGGACUCUAUAUAUUGUUAACAUCGAAAGCUACUGGUCAACUCCAUUUCAUUCGAUUGGAUAAUACAAAUAUUGAAGCACCAUCCAAUGUUCAAUACACCUUCACCAGUGAAUCAUGUUUUGGAAGUUCCGAUGGUUCCAUUACCAUCAUUAACCCAGAUGCAUCAUUAACCUACAGUCUCUCUGGUUUUACAACCUACCCACUACCAGUCAAUGGAAGUUGGACUGGUCUACCUGUUGGUGAAUAUCAAUUAUCUGUAACCAAUACCUCCUCGAUAUCCUGUAAUCAAAUAUAUCCGAUUAUUAUCAGUAGUAACGAACCAGUUGUAAAUCCAUCAGUAGUAAGACAAUGUGUUGCUGGAGGAAAUGGAAUUGUUGCAUUCUCAACAAUCGUUAGCAAUCAACAAGCCAAGAAUGUAGUGUAUUCAGUUGAUGGUGUUGAAAGUAAUUCCGAACAAGUAUUAUUGCCAUCAGGUAAUUACACAGUCAAGGCAUUUGUUAAAGAUAGUACUUGCCGUCAAUUUGUAAACCAAGAUUUCACAAUCCAAUCGAAUAUCAUUGAAGCCGAAGUUACAUCAUCGAUUUGUUCGACAGCCAGUAUCAAAGCAACAUCAGAACUUCAAGAUCAAUUGAUCAUUAGAUUGAUUAAUGUUACAAAUGGUGGUAAUUCAUUGGUUGGUCAAGCAAUCAAUGGAAACACAGCCAACAUCACCAAUCUCUCUCGUGGAACCUAUCAAUUCACAGUUGCCGAAUCAUCUGGAUGUUUAAUGACAACAACAUCAUUCAACAUUCUUGAAUGUCCAACACAACCACCAACUGAAACUCCAACACAAACACCUGUCAAUCAUUCAUACCAACUUUCACCAUCAUCCUCUUUAUUAUUAUUCACUUUCUUUACAAUUAUUUCAAUGUUAUUCGUUUAUAACAAUUAA